GCCGGGCUAUAUAAGGCGCCGCCCCUCACGGCGCGCGCCCCAGUCACACCUGGACGAGCAGGGAGCGGCAUUGGCGGCGACCGCACAUCGCACACACCGCACCCUCCGCACACCGCACCCACCGCGCCCUCCGCGCCGCAGGCAAAAUGUGCGACAAACCGGACCUCUCGGAGGUGGAGAAAUUCGACAAGAAGAAGCUGAAGAAAACCAACACGGAGGAGAAGAACACGCUGCCCUCCAAGGAGACUAUUGAGCAGGAGAAGGAAUGUGUGAAGUCUUCCUAGGGAGAGAUUGCCUGGCAUGAAGAGCGACUACUCCGAUUACUUUGCUUUGAAAUGAAUCAUGUGGGUUUUUUUAAAUUUACAUCAUGUACAUGUGUAGAAAACAGCUGUAUCACCUAACACACUGUCCCACCCUGCUGGCAGCCUUGGCGGGUGGGGGGACAAAGCGUGGUCCUCUCAGUCCAUCAGUAGCCUGACCCGAUGCCAUCUCUGCUGCUGCUCAGCUGGCUCCUGUGACAGCACUGAUCCUGCUCUGAUGCAGUGGGAAGAUGAGCAAGGGCCAUGGAGGCUUCUGGAGAUGGACCCCUUCUGCCUGGGGGAGUGGGGACCCUUUCUGGCCUGGCCUCACCUCUGGCCUGGGUCUGUCUUGCAUAUUCUUCACUGACAGUGUUCUGUAGCCUCACUCACAGUUUUUUGUCUUCCUUGGGGGAAAAAUGAGAAGUUUAUUAUAAAAUAAAAAAAUGUAAUGACUUA
Molecule: messenger RNA, 755 nt
Organism: Myiozetetes cayanensis
Lineage: Eukaryota; Metazoa; Chordata; Aves; Passeriformes; Tyrannidae
Product: thymosin beta-15A homolog
Exons: 3
Coding region: 147-284 (45 amino acids)
Biological process (GO): regulation of cell migration; actin filament organization
Cellular component (GO): cytoplasm
Molecular function (GO): actin monomer binding
Source: RefSeq, a predicted model, not a curated record